Messenger RNA from Terrapene triunguis (Three-toed box turtle), 3174 nucleotides. It is a transcript of the gene GNB3, whose product is annotated as G protein subunit beta 3. Gene Ontology annotation, cellular component: heterotrimeric G-protein complex; cytoplasm. NCBI's taxonomy places the organism in Eukaryota, Metazoa, Chordata, Testudines, Emydidae. Bases 2043 to 3065 code for a protein of 340 amino acids. The record is from RefSeq and is a predicted model, not a curated record. Gene Ontology annotation, biological process: G protein-coupled receptor signaling pathway. The transcript has 10 exons. Gene Ontology annotation, molecular function: signaling receptor complex adaptor activity; protein binding.
GUAUUGCCAACUCUCAUGAUUUUAUCACAUCUCAUGAUAUUUGAUGUUUUUCCUAAAGUCCCUGCUCCUGAUUCUGUAACUACCUGAGAAUCUCAGCUUUCAUUUUAAAAAGAUACAGCUCUAGCCCUCGCUGCUGGGGAGAAGAUCUGGGAAACGGGACCUAAGUGCAACCAGAAGGUCCAGAAACCAGACAGCAAAGAAACAAGGAGGCACAUAUAUUUUUGGUUUAAAUCUCAUGAUCUUGGGGCCUGACUCAUGAUUUUUGAACUAGUGGGGCUGGGGCUGGGAGGGAUCUUUAGGUCCUGUCUCCACUCAGUCAGCUGCUGCAGGAGAACAGGGAACAUGUCGCCAACUUUUACUAGAGGAACAAUUCUCCAAGCAGGCUGGGAGCUGGGGGGAAGCAGCCAGUCCUCCGUGUGAAUUCUGGGGGAUUUUAGUGCCUCACCUACCAAACAUCAGCUGGUUGUCUCAGCCCCACCACGUGGUGGGUCAUGCUUAUUAACCCCAUUUCAUAACUGGGGGAUCUGGGGUACAGCCACAGAGGAAGCUGGGAUCAGUGUUGAGAUUAUUCAUUUGCUGGCCAUACUCCACUUAGUCCACUAGAAUAUGCUGCCUCUAAUGCUACUGAGCUGCCCCUCUGGGUGGCCACAGGUGACCCUGACCACUCAGCCACAGGCAACUAGCAGAGAGGAGCCUUGGCUCACCCCUACAAGCGUCAGGGCCAGCCCAAGGGUCACUGACUCUCACAAAUGCAGCCAUGGGCCAUCCCAAAAAUCCAAGGGCUUGUGACCUUGGCUUUCCUGGAUUCCAGAGGCUGCCCUGGGGAAGCUUUAGGGAAAUCCAGGAACAACUCCCCUGUCGAUCCUUGUAUUGCAUUUGUAAGGCUCUUUGCAAGAAAAAGCAAGAAACCAACUUGUGUGUAAUGAAAGCUGAGAUUCUGCAUUGCAUCUCAAGGUGCCCCCGAACAGGGCUUUGAGAACCUUGAAGUGUGGCUCGGGUUGGGGGGACUCAAGGAACAGCCACAGAAACGCUCAAGGGGUGGUGGAGUUGAGUUCUGGGGAGAGAGUCAAAGAGCUAAAUCCAGCUGGCUUGGCAAAGCCAGGAAUAAAAGAAGAGACUUGAGAAUUAUCUGCAUGUGCCUGAGCAGGAGCAACCACAAGGAAGGGGCUGAGACUGAGCCAAGGGAAAGGAGCUCAGGAGCUAUCUCCCCAGUGCUGAGGGGUCCGUGAGCCCAGGGAGCUGUCUCCCCAAGGGCAGGGAAACUGGGAUCUAGGGAUGGAUAGAGCACAGACUGUGGAAAGAAAGGAUUCCCUCAAACAGGGCUAAGGCAACCCCUGCCUACCUGGUGGGAAUGGCCAAAGUAACCCCUCAGGUGCUGGAAGGAGAAAUCCUGCAUGUACAGCCCAUCGUGUUUCCUCGCCUGGGAAGCUGUGGUCCUGGCGAAGGGUCUGUCACUAACCUCAGGGCUGGCAGGGCCUAAGGAAACUCCAAACCUGGGAGCUGAUCUCUGCCGACAAACAGGUGAGAUGCAAAUCACAUGGGGCCCAUCCAGGAAUCUGACACCAUCACCGGGGAAAUGUUGAACUAACAAAGAGCAGGUGUGUGGGAGGCAGGAUGGGGUCUGCAGACUGGGGGAGGAGCUAGAGUCACUGGGGAAAACUGAACAUUUCAAAUAGAUUUCAGAGAGCUGUGUGGCUGACUCCCUCUCCGCUCCGAGUUAGCACAGGUCCCAGUGUUGUGUGAUGCUAGAGAUGUUUUUAGAGAAAAUAUGAAACUAGAGUCCUGAUUGCCUGAGAUUUGUCACUCUCCCCAUGAGUUGCGCAAUGAACUGCAUUUUCUUGGCCAAACCUCAACUGAGAUGAGUCCAUUCCUCCUUCCUAUAGUCCUCACACAGGUUCAACCAGAUACAGCACUCCACUUCCUGUCCCAAAGUGCCCUGUAAUGCAGCUGUUAAAUGGCUGCCAAGUCCCACCCCAGAGAAUGCUGCAUCUCAGCAGGACUCAGGCUAUCCCAAGUGGAGGACCCAUUACUAGCGGAUCGAGAUGGGUGAAAUGGAACAGAUGAGGCAGGAGGCCGAGCAGCUGAAGAAGCAGAUUGCGGAUGCACGGAAAGCCUGUGCUGACACUACACUUGCUCAGAUUGUGUCCGGGGUGGAGGUAGUUGGACGCAUUCAGAUGCGUACACGGAGGACCCUGCGUGGGCACCUGGCCAAGAUCUAUGCAAUGCACUGGUGCACGGACUCCAAACUCCUGGUCAGUGCCUCCCAAGAUGGGAAACUGAUCGUGUGGGACACUUACACAACCAAUAAGGUUCAUGCCAUCCCUCUCCGCUCGUCCUGGGUCAUGACCUGUGCCUAUGCACCCUCAGGGAAUUUUGUGGCCUGUGGGGGUCUCGACAACAUGUGCUCUAUCUACAAUCUCAAGACUCGUGAAGGCAACGUCAAAGUGAGCAGGGAGCUCUCGGCCCACACAGGUUACCUCUCCUGCUGCCGAUUCCUGGAUGACAAUAAUAUCGUGACGAGCUCCGGAGACACCACGUGCGCACUCUGGGAUAUUGAAACAGGACAGCAGAAGACUGUGUUUAUGGGUCACACUGGAGACUGCAUGAGCCUGGCCGUCUCCCCAGACUUCAAACUCUUUAUCUCUGGGGCCUGCGAUGCCACUGCCAAGCUGUGGGAUGUACGGGAGGGAACCUGCCGUCAGACAUUCACAGGGCAUGAGUCGGACAUCAAUGCCAUCUGUUUCUUCCCCAACGGUGAGGCCAUCUGCACCGGUUCAGAUGAUGCCACCUGCCGCCUCUUUGACCUGCGGGCGGACCAGGAGCUCAUCGUCUAUUCUCACGAGAGCAUCAUCUGUGGAAUCACCUCAGUCGCCUUCUCCCGCAGCGGGCGUCUCAUGCUGGCUGGAUAUGAUGACUUCAACUGCAACAUCUGGGACUCGCUGAAGGGGGAGCGUGUGGGGAUCCUCUCCGGUCAUGACAACAGGGUGAGCUGUCUGGGGGUGACAGCAGAUGGCAUGGCCGUGGCUACUGGCUCCUGGGACAGCUUCCUCAAGAUUUGGAACUGAAGAGGAUGAUCGGGAGAGGGAGAUUAUUGGGAGGAGGGUGUGUACAACAAACACAUUGUCAGUUGAGCACAAUUGGUAUUUCUACCUGUUAGUCACAGGCAUGUCUCUC